This is a messenger RNA of Pocillopora meandrina, 2571 nucleotides long. The record is from the annotation of a GenBank genome assembly. NCBI's taxonomy places the organism in Eukaryota, Metazoa, Cnidaria, Anthozoa, Scleractinia, Pocilloporidae.
AUGGAAAAGCUAUUAGUUUAUUUGGAACCAAAAACUUUCAACAAAAUUCCCUUUGGGGUAGUGGUUAUUUGGAGCGUGAUUAGUGUCAUCUUCCUUGUUAUAUUCGCCGACAUGGAAUACAACGAACCCAGGUUUGAUUUCAACUGUGGCGGAGCGAAAAGUGAAAACAUCAAAGCCGUCCAGGGAAAAUGUUACGAGAAAUACGCGAAGCAACAAAACAAACUCAGUGUUCCUGUUUAUGGCUUCGUAAUCACGAAUUUCGUCCUUAUUAUAUCUGCAUGUGUUAUCUACUCCCUAAUAGUAAGACCAACAGUCAAUCGACUGUCGCCAAGCAGUCGUGACGGUGAUUCAGAGGGACAGCCGUGCGACCAAGGGAACGCAUUAUCGACGGGAUAUAAGCUUUUUAUCGCUUACUGCUGUCAACUAUUCACUAGACUUGUUUUAGGAGUUCUUUUCAUCAUCCUACAAACUCAGUUACUUUAUCCUUUAAAGUUUUCCUCCAAGUUUGACUGCAAUUUAACCGAUGGAACCACUCAGCCAAGGAAUUCAACUAACAACGCCCAACACUCGACUUUAUACGAUUGUCACAAUCAACGAGCGGCAAAGAAAACCUACUGGAUGUACGCUGCCCUUGGUGUGAAUGGAAUUCUUGUCGUUACUAUUCUGGUUGAAAUCGUUUACCUUUUUUCACGGGCAUGCAUUGAAAGGAGUUUCAUGCAAGACUCAAUGUUUCUUAAAACCCACUUCGGUCUCAACCAACACCUAGAUGGAAGGGACGAAACAAUUCCACUCACUGAAACAGACACUGAAGAACUCCAAGAACGAAAGUUUCACGAAUUCAUCAAAUGCAAAAAGGAAAUUAUUAUUGAGGAGACCGAAGAACUUUUCGAACUACAAUCACCUUUUUCAGGUAAUCCAGGCGAAAACACAACAGUUAAACAUUUGACUUUGGAUCAAAUUUACACAAAUCUUGUUGUGAUUCCGAACAGAGCUACGUAUGACUUUACUGAAAACAGAGAGGAACAGCUCAAAAUUUAUCCAAGGUCGCGCGGGAAAAAAUCACAACCGAAAAGCUUGGAAGGCCUCCUAAAUGUUGAAAAUAAGAAAGUGUUAAUCGUCGGUCGAGCAGGAAUCGGCAAGACAUUAUGUUGUACCAAACUUGUCAGAGACUGGGCAUUAAAUAAAGUUUUUCAAGCGACAGCUGGAGGCAAAAUCCAUUUUGAUGCCGCUUUCCUCGUGAAAUUCAGAAGAUUCAAAUCGGAAAACGACCUUAGCCUCAAGGAACUGUUAAUUCAGUCCGAGUAUUUCCCAACAGAUCAGCUAGAUGACGAGGUCUGGAAUCACCUGCUUGAGAACCCCAAAGGUGUACUCAUACUUUUUGACGGAUUCGACGAAUUUAAACAUGACGCAAACGUGGUCGGGGCGCCUCUUUAUCCCAGAAGCAAUGAAGAGAAAAAGCCGCUCCAAAUCCUUUAUCAGUGGCUUGUGACCGGGAAACUCCUAAAAGAUGCCUCAAUUGUGACCACCACGAGACCUACGGCUUUGUCGAGCAUCAAACACCUUUCGUUUGACAAAACUUACGAGGUUCUAGGAUUCUCAUCUGAACAAGUUGAAGAAUAUGUAUUCAAAUUGGCCGGAGAUGAAAAGGCAGUGGGCGAAACACUAUGGCGACACAUCAGUAGCAACUUGAAUUUGCUCUCGCUGUGUUAUGUCCCGGUCAACAGCUUUAUCAUCGGCACAAGUCUGUUAGAAAUCAAGCGAUUACAAGAGUCCGAAAGUUCCGCUGACUUUACCCUCCCUUCCAAAUUAACAUUGAUAUACAAUAUUGCAGUGAAAGUGUUUUAUUUUAAACAUACAAUAGAAUUGUGCAAUAUUUUGUUUCCUCUCGAACAUAAUUUGCCCAAAGAUGUACUGGAGAAGUUCAAGAUACUAGGAAAAGUAGCCUUUGACGGAAUCAAAGAUGGAAAACUGAUCCUUGGAGGAAACGAGAUACAAGGAAUGGGAGACAGCGCUCUUUUUCAUCGCUUACCCGACCGUAAAACUGACACGCUUAAUCUUGAACCACAAUUCUGUUUCAUUCAUUUGACAAUGCAAGAGUUUUUCGCUGCGAGGCACUUGGCGAGCGACUUGAGUGAAACAGUAUUAAGAAACUUUGUUUCCGAGAACAUUAAGAACGGUAAAUGGCAGCUGGUUUUUCAGUUUCUGGCAGGACUUAUGGAGGAUAAAGUUCACCUACCAAUUGAAAUUAUCACGGACCUUCUUCCUGUGAAAACUGAAGAAAGAGAAAGCGCAGACUACAACGAACAGUGGACAGAGAAUGAAGAGAAAAGAAAAGUAACCUGCUGGCCGACUGAAGACGAACGAGAAUUAGCAGUAACAUUAAUUAAAUGUUUAAACGAAAAUAGAAGAAUGAAGUCAGAAGCACAGAGAAAACUUAAACAAAUGAACUUUAAUUGUGUAAAUUUUUAUCGUUGUCACAUCACAGCUGUUGAUUGCUCUUCGUUUGUAAAUGUAAUUAGUGUUCGACAAAUUUCACAUUUAGAUUUGAAAUUCAAUAACAUUGAUCCAUUA